AUGCCACGCAAGAAAAGCUCUAAGGUUAAAAUAGAUGCAUUGAGGCAAAAUGAAGAUCAACCGCAGGAAUUGGCAGGUGCUGAGGUAGAUCCAUCAGGUGCGAACAAAGAUCGGAAUUUGAAGAGAAAGAACGACCACCGUGGCAAGGAGGAGGAAAACCAAGAAGUAAAAUUACCGAAAAAGUCUACGUCUUCAAACGAGAUCAAAAAACGAGACAAAAGAGGCGAAUGCUGCGAAUGUGAGAGGAUUUACGCUUCCAUUAUCGAUCACUCCAAGAAAAAGCACAACGGAGAGUUGGAAAAGUGCACCGCCAGUGAUCGCGUUUGCAAGAAAUAUUUCGACUCGGCCCACAACAGAAUCGAACACGAGCAGUGGCAGCAUCCGGAGCGCAAGGAAUUCUGCUGCGAAUUUUGCCAUCACUCGACAGAUCAGAAGGGAAAUUUGAAAAAACAUGUUCGACGGAUGCAUUCGGAGAAGAAAAUCAAAUGCGGAGAGUUGAAGUGUGGCAACAUGUUUGGCUCACAGGCAGAUUUGAGAAAACAUGUCAAGAUGUGUCACACAAUGGGAAGAUGUGUCAAAUGUGGCAAAGAAAUGAACCUGAAUGCACUUGAUGCGCACAACCGGUAUGUUAAUUGUGCUCAGUAA
This is a messenger RNA of Cloeon dipterum, 645 nucleotides long. Its product is annotated as zinc finger protein 814-like. NCBI's taxonomy places the organism in Eukaryota, Metazoa, Arthropoda, Insecta, Ephemeroptera, Baetidae. The coding region runs from base 1 to 645 and encodes 214 amino acids. The record is from RefSeq and is a predicted model, not a curated record. The transcript has 2 exons.